AACAGUCAGGAAGCAAAACAGUAAUGGAGCAUAACUGAUAACUGAGGGGAAAAAGUUAUUUUCUCACAUUCUGUAUUGCGUCAGUUUACAUGACUGGAUCAGUUAAAAGGGGAGUUUUUGAAUGCGUCUAACAUUUAAUACUCGUUGCCAUAUACGUAUCUUAGCUUAUUUAGGCUACACUUAGCCUAAGUGAAUUUACAGACUGGUUAUGAUGCCUACCAGGAAUGUAUCUGGAGGUGGAGGAAUGCCAAACAACAAAGUGAAAUAUUCGCGUUUGGCUGACAGCGAUGAGGGCUACAUUGAUCUUCAGUUCAAGAGAGGACCACCCAAAGUUCCUUAUAAAGCGAUUGCCCUGGCGACCUUCCUGUUCCUCAUUGGGUCGUUAUUAAUAAUCAUCGGCGGGCUGCUUCUCUCUGGCUAUAUACACGUGUCGGACCCCAACAGAACAAUCCCUGUGCUGAUCAUCGGAGUGCUGGUCUUCCUCCCUGGGUUCUACCACCUGCGAAUUGCCUACUACGCGUCCAAAGGCUACAGAGGCUACUCGUAUGACGACAUCCCAGAUUUUGAUGACUGAGCCGGGCCUUCUGUGGUCAACCCCAACACCCCCCCCUCCCCUGAGCACCAGAGUUACUGGAGGUUUGGGGGUGAGGGGUUCAGGUCUUUGACCCCUCCAAACACGCGCACACACACACGCACACACACACACACACACACACACACACACACACACACAUCCUCGGGCCGCAGCUGCCCCCAGGACCUUGCAUGGGUCGCUUCUCUGUAUGUUGUUUACCGCACGUUUCUUCUGACGGAGGAAACGGAAACACCAAGUGGCUUAAUUGCACUGCACAUGCAUAUGCUGUAUUUUUUGGAGUUGGAAGUGACUGUGUUAUACAUGCCAGAAAUGGAGUAUUUAUUAUAAGCUGCGUAUACAUAGGACAUACAAAAGCCUUUCUGUGUUAAUAUGUUCUGCUGUCCUCUCUCCAAAGAUGCUAGUUGUAGAGGAAAAGGGCUCUUCAUAAUCAAGGAUCAUUUUCAAUAUUAUAGCAUGUUUUUUUUUUUUUUUCAAAAAUCCUGCAGUGUCUAGUAUUAUGGCUUGACCUACAAAUGUAUUUAUAAUUGUCAUUGAAUAAAUAUUUUAAUGGUGA
Alosa sapidissima (American shad) is the source of this 1148-nucleotide messenger RNA. RefSeq names its product transmembrane protein 230a (gene tmem230a). The record is from RefSeq and is a predicted model, not a curated record. NCBI's taxonomy places the organism in Eukaryota, Metazoa, Chordata, Actinopteri, Clupeiformes, Clupeidae. Gene Ontology annotation, biological process: synaptic vesicle transport. Bases 209 to 574 code for a protein of 121 amino acids. Gene Ontology annotation, cellular component: endomembrane system; synaptic vesicle. The transcript is spliced from 4 exons.